This is a messenger RNA of Pelobates fuscus (common spadefoot toad), 4991 nucleotides long. It is a transcript of the gene VPS18, whose product is annotated as VPS18 core subunit of CORVET and HOPS complexes. The coding region runs from base 89 to 2995 and encodes 968 amino acids. Gene Ontology annotation, molecular function: protein binding; protein-macromolecule adaptor activity. The transcript has 5 exons. The record is from RefSeq and is a predicted model, not a curated record. Gene Ontology annotation, biological process: endosome to lysosome transport; endosome organization; intracellular protein transport. NCBI's taxonomy places the organism in Eukaryota, Metazoa, Chordata, Amphibia, Anura, Pelobatidae. Gene Ontology annotation, cellular component: HOPS complex; endosome.
CUGGGCGCGGAAUCACGUGCUCAAGGAGGAAAGCAGAAGUGCAGGCCGAUCUGCUGUCAGUGUGCGAUUUCAGGGUUCGGUACCGGCCAUGGCUUCGAUCCUGGAGGAGUACGAGGACUCCCUGUCCCGACCAAACUUCCCCAGCCAGGUCCGGGCCCCAGAAAUCCGCCAUUCCGGCUAUAUCAACGCUCGUCUAGAAAAAGAAACCCCUAUAUUUAAUAAGCAGAGGAUUGAUUUUACACCACCAGAGAAUAUUAACUGUCUUGUCGUUUGCAAUAACCAGCUUUGUAUGAGUUUGGGUAGAGACACAAUUCUCAGAAUUGAUUUGAUAAAGGCGGACCAACCCAAUCAAGUGGACUUAGGCCGUAAAGACGAAUCCAGAGUCCAUAAGCUUUUUUUGGAUCCUACAGGAUCUCACCUCUUGAUUGCCCUCAGUACUAAUGAAUGCCUGUAUCUGAAUCGUAAUGCGCAAAAAGUGAGAACUCUUUCCAAAUGGAGGGGCCACUUGAUUGAAUGUAUCGGGUGGAACAGAUUUUUGGGAACGGAAACCAGCACUGGUCCCAUUCUAGUAGGGACUAAUCAAGGUCACAUAUAUGAAGCCGAUAUAGCAGCCAGUGAAGGUGGCCUUUUCGGUACAAAUCCUGACCAGUAUUUUCGACAUGUUCACACUCUUGAGGAAGAGACAGGCCCUGCCCCAGUUUCCUGUUUGGAUAUUGAUCGUGGCUAUGAAAAUCGAUACUGUGUUAUUGCAACCACUCCGAAAAGACUCUUCCAGUUUGUUCACAAAAUACCAGAGGGAACAGAGCAACAAGGGUUUGCCAUUCUGUUCAGUCAACCGGCCGACAGCCUUCCCAGCAUCCAGGAGUUUCCAGGAAACCUUGGUUAUAGUGAUCUUGCUUUCUACCAUCAGAAACUUCGCAAGUUCCCCAAUUCAUUUGCAUGGAUGAUGGGAAAUGGAGUUCUUUAUGGCAGCUUAGAGUUCUCUAGACCAGAAUCUGUUUUGAUCGAUGUACAAGUUUGGGAAUACUCCUCCAGCAGUGAGAAGCCAAUAUCUAUUGUUCUCUCUCAGUUCCACUUCCUGCUUCUUUUGCCUGAUCGGGUUAAAGCUGUUUGUAUACUGAACGGGCAGGUAGUCUUUGAAGACAUUUUUACUGAGAAAUUUGGUCCACUAAAAAGGAUGGUGAAAGACCCCGUUUUAGGGCAGAUUUGGGUUUAUACAGAGAGGGCAGUGUUUCGCUAUAACGUGAAACGAGAGUCAAGAGAUGUUUGGAAAAUGUACAUGAACAUGGAUAAAUUUCAAUUGGCCAAGGAGUUUUGCAACGAUCGCCCUGAGUGCAUGGAUAUGGUACUAGCUAAGGAGGCAGAGUAUUGCUUUCAGAAUAAAAGAUACAAGGAAAGUGCCAAAUGUUAUGCACUUACUCAGAACUACUUUGAAGAAAUAGCCCUCAAAUUUAUUGAAGCCAAGCAAGAAACUGCACUGAUGGAGUUCCUACUAAAAAAACUCUUUAAUUUAAAGCCUUCAGAGAAGAUACAAGCAACUCUUUUGACCACAUGGUUAACAGAGCUAUACCUGAAUCAUCUUGGAAUCCUGGCAAGUGACCCAUCUGAAAAAGCCACUUAUUUAAAGGUGCGUGACGAGUUUCGGGCUUUUCUCAGCACCCAAAAAAACAAAGACAGCCUCAUAAAUAAUCGUGCCUCCAUAUAUGAACUUUUAGCCAGUCAUGGAGACACAGAGCACAUGGUGUACUUUGCCGUGUUAAUGCAAGACUAUGAAAGAGUAGUAUCACAUCACUGUCAGCAUGAUGACUAUGAUGAGGCUCUUAAAGUUCUAUCAAAGCACAAAGAUGAGAAACUUUUUUACAAGUUCUCUCCAGUUCUCAUGCAGCAUAUUCCACAAUCCGUUGUAGACUCUUGGAUUGCAAUGGGUAAAAAACUGGACCCCAAAAAUCUCAUUCCAGCCCUUGUUAAUUACAGCCAGAGUGCUGGAACCCAGAUCAAUGAAGCCAUAAGAUACAUGGAGUUUUGUGUGGACGAACUCAAGGAAACCGAGCAGGCCAUUCAUAAUUACCUACUAUCUCUCUAUGCUCAAUUCAGACCCGAUUCCCUUCUUUCCUACUUAGAAAGAGCUGGAACCAACCCUAAUCGAAUUCACUAUGACCUGAAGUAUGCUUUGCGGCUAUGUGCAGAACAUGAGCACCAUCAUGCAUGUGUACAUGUUUACAAAGUUAUGGAACUUUAUGAAGAAGCUGUGGAUCUGGCAUUAAAGGUGAAUGUGGAUCUGGCAAAGUCCUGUGCAGAUUUACCAGGAGACGAUGAGGAGCUAAAGAAGAAACUUUGGCUGAAAAUUGCUCGUCAUGUGGUGCAGGAAGAAAAAGAUGUGAAAAAAGCCAUGGUCUGCCUGUCUAGCUGUAAUCUUCUUAAAAUUGAGGACAUACUGCCCUUUUUCCCUGACUUUGUGACCAUUGACCAUUUCAAAGAAGCCAUCUGCAGCUCGCUUGAAGACUAUAAUCAGCACAUUGAGGAGCUGAAGAGGGAGAUGGAAGAUGCUACUCUUAGUGCCAAGCGUAUCCGGGAAGAUAUGCAGGAGAUGAGAAACAAGUAUGGAUCAGUGGAUCCACAAGACAAAUGCACAGUAUGUGACUUUCCAUUACUGAAUCGGCCCUUCUACCUGUUCCUCUGUGGACACAUGUUCCACUAUGACUGUCUUAUGCAGGUUGUUGUGCCUAACCUACCAACUUACAAACAAAUUAAGCUGGAAGACCUUCAAAAAAAGCUUGGAGCUGCGGCUCAGCCUUCAAAAAGUCGCUCCCACACAAAAGAUGAUGAUAAUGUAAGCCUGGGCAAGAGUCCACAAUCUCGUGAGCAAAUUAAGGCAGACAUUGAUGACAUUGUGGCAGCUGAAUGUGCCUACUGUGGUGACCUCAUGAUUCGGUCUAUCGACAAACCUUUCAUAGACCCACAUAAAUAUAAGGAAGAAAUGUUAAGCUGGAUGUAGGGUAGAAAUUUUCCACUGCUGGCUAAACUUUUAAAAUGAUAGAUCGUGAUGGAACACAAAACACCUGCUAUAUAAAAAGUAAUGAAUGUGGAUUUGUGAAAUUUACUUAAAGAGCAGCAUUACAUCUGUAAAGUUUCUCAAACAACCACUCCAUGUAGUGAUUUCACUUAUUGGUGGUUAUGUUUUCUGAAUAUGAUCUAGCACGGGUGCCAGGAGUAUAAUGUUUGUUUUUUGUUUUCUUCUGUUUAAAAGUUUAGAUGGAUUCAUUUUACAGCCUUGUUACAAAUUACACAAGCCCUGGUAAAAAAAAAAAAAAAAAAAAUGGUCAGCAUGGCACUUACUCUAAUGCAAAUGUUUAGUUUUUUUUUGUUUUAAAGGAGCAAACCACUGUGUAUGUAAGAUGUUGCAUGUGUUGUGUUCCAGCUGUUUAAAAACUUAUUUCAAACUAUUUUUGGCAAAGGGGUUUACAAGGUAAUGUGUGGUGGCAAAAUAAUUAGCAGCUUUUUUUCUUUUUUUUUCAUUUUAAAUGAAAAUACUUUCAGAUAUGUAUUCUUAAGUGAGAUGUCCUAAGGCUGUUAGUGAAGACUAAAUGUUAUUUGCCGCCACACAUGUGCUCGUGCAGCAGUUUGUAUUUUACAAAAGUGUUUUGUUGCCUGCUUUAUCAAUGUUCAUCAAUGGAGGGCUUACGUUUGGUCAGUGGUUGAGUGAAUCCAUAGAGUGCAGCGUGUGUGUGAAUGUAGGGUUCUGUUUGUGGUCCCUUUUACCGUUUUCUUCUCAUUGGUUAUUUUUCUAUUCUUUGUUGCCUGCACCAGUUCUGCACUAUAGCAUUUCUCCUGUUUCUCUCUCCCUUCCUCUUUAUUACUUUUAUCACGAGAUCAUUUUUCUUAACACAAUGUGACUUACUCCAAACACCAUGACCACUUCAGUGAGUGGAAGUGGUUAUAGAGCCUAGAAUCUGUAUGUUCAGCGUUUCUCUUUAAAAACAACUCUCCGCCAAGGAAGAGGCAGCAGGAUUGGCAUAAGACUGCAUGAGAGGAGAUCUUGUGCUUGUUAGGACCCCAUUGUAAUACGGUUUCCCCUUUUACCAAAGAGCAUUGCCAGGGUACUCUAACCACUGCAGUGAUGGUUGGAGGAACUCUUCAAAUCCAUUAUUGGUGUAGAUGGCUCUAGUUACACAUUGGGUUCUCUUUACAGUACCAGGAUCAUUAUUUUUUUUUUUUUUUAAUGCAUUUUAAAGAUAAUACAUUAAAAGUAUGCCUAAAAAAAAAUCUGAACCCAAAGUAAUAGUUAUGUGUAAAACACAAAAUAUUACAUAACUGACCUCCAGGCCAUAGCUUGGCUACUCAAGAACCUCAGCUUUUAGGCUAUAGAAUCCGAACUGUUGAUCAUGUUAAAUGAAGCCAAACAAGGCGUAACGUUCGUGAGGAAGGGUAGCAGUAGCACAUUUCAAAGCUUUUUUUUUUACAUAAGAAAGCUGUUAUUUGAACUAAACGUCCCAGAAACCUUUGUGCUCCAAAACAUACAACUGUGUUAUUGGAGACUACAGGUUUGGAGGGAGGGGCACAAAGGGAGAUGUUCACAUACAGUACCAUACCAACAAACAGAACGAACUGAGGAUGCUGGGUAGAUAUGCUGCAUUCUACAAAACAUUUUUGUAUUUAGUUUGCAAACACUAUACAUAAGUGGGAAUGCAAACGGUGUAGGCAAUUAAGGCUAACAGUUCUGAAGUUUUCCUUUAAGGGAAGGUGUAAAGCACUAGAGAAAUGUAUUUUAAUCUUAAACUAAGAUUAUAACUUUAAGUUUUUUGUUUGUUUGUUUGUUUAACUUAUUCUGGAUCUUUGUCUGUUCUAUGUAUGUAUGGGGGAGCCUUUCACUACAACUUAGGAGAUACCCAUCCCUUUAAAAAUGGGGAUAAGAAAUACUUUUUGCAAUCACCGUGCACUUUUUGGAAACUAAUGAAGUAAUGUAAUAUAAACUGUAAUGCCGUAAUUCAUAA